AUCAAAUGUUUUCUGAUAUCUAAGAAAGGUAUUUUCGAGAAGUGAAAAAACGAAGUCGAAACUCUCAAAAGGAUUUCAGUUUUGUUAAUUGUGGAAAUCAAAAAUCGAAAUAAAAAACCAACAAAAAUUUUAAAUCGUUUAAUAUGUCCUUAUGUUAAAGGACAAUAGCUAAUGUGAAUAUUAAAUAAACUUUAAUGAAAUAUAGAAACAAUCGUGGUACAAUAUUACAAAUUCAAUUCAGAACAUUUUUAUUGAUCACAAAACAUUUUAAAAACUAAUAAGUGUUAUCCUGAGGUUAAAUAUAUAAAAAUUAAUAAUUAAUAAUUAUCACAAUUUUAACGGAGAUGUAAAUAACUCGCCCCCACCACAGCUCAGAAUUGUAAAACACAAACAAACCUAAUAGAUAAACAAAAGCAAUCAAACAAUAUUGCCACAUUUCGUAAUUAUUGAAAAGGCCUUGACAGUGACAUUACAAGUCAACUAAACAUACAAAUCAUACAAACAACAAGCAGAACAAUAAUUAAUAAACAACUAACACUGAAGUUUGUUUACAAUGGCAAAAACAAUGCUAAGAAUGCUGGCACUAUUUGCAUUGGCACAUUGCAUUUGCGGUGCAACCAUACCAAAGACCUACGAAACCACCACCGACCCACCUGUAACUGAAGUUCGUACCGGCAUCAACACACCACAAGAUUAUUUAGUAGUACGCGGUGAAGGAGCUUCGGGUGAGAAUGUUGGCUUCAAAGAAGCUGCAAAUUUCUUGCUUGAAUCGUAUAAAUUGGAAACACUUCCAGAGAUGGAACCAUUAGAAGAAUGUAGCGCACCAAAGCAUAAGGUCGCCUUUACUGCCUAUGAUUACGCAAUUUUACUAGGCAUGCUGGUUAUAUCUUUGGGUAUUGGUAUCUUUUAUGGUUUCUUUCAAAAGUCUGGUAGUUCUUCAGAAGAAUUUCUGCUCGGCUCCGAAAUGUCUAUAUUCCCAGUUACACUGAGUUUGACAACUAGUUUUAUAACAGCUAUUGAACUAUUGGGUAAUCCAUCCGAAAUGUAUUAUCAAGGCACACAAUUUGUGUUAAUAAUUAUACCAAUGGUUUUGGUCGUACCAGUUGCUGUGAAAAUAUUCUAUCCGAUAUAUUUCAAAAUGGAGUUGACUAGUUGCUAUGAGUACUUGGGUAUUCGUUUCGGUAAAGAGAUACGCAUAUUUGGUGCCAUUCUGUAUGUCAUACAGAUGUGCUUCUAUACUGCUGUAGCUGUUUUGGCUCCAGCUAUUGCACUUUCGAAGGCCACUGGUUUGGAUACAAAAAUUGCUGUAAUUCUUAUCUAUGUGGUGUGCGUGUUUUACUCCUCUCAGGGAGGAAUGAAGGCUGUGGUUAUAGCAGAUACAUUUCAGGCUGCUGUAUUAGCUGUGUCCUUAGUUUUAGUUGUCGCUUUAGGUUAUUUUUAUAGUGGGACCACAGUAGAGAUUUUCAAUACUGCUGCAGAUAAGCAACGUCUUGAAUUUUUUAAUUUUAAUAUGGAUCCCACCACUCGUCACACAGUUUGGUCUGUCGUAAUUGGUGGUUUCUUCUAUUGGACAUCUUUGUUCUGUACUAAUCAGGCUUCUGUACAAAAGUGCAUGUCACUCAAAUCACUUAAAUUAGCUAAAGUAGCACUUGGAUUUGCGAUACUUGGUCUCGUUUUAGUCUUUUUAAUGAACUUCUAUACGGGUCUUAUGAUAUUUAAGCACUAUGAAAAUUGUGAUCCACUAACAGCUGGUCGUAUUGGCGCUUCUGAUCAGCUGUUGCCAUUCUAUAUAAUGCACACUUAUGAACAUAUCUACACAAUUGCAGGCAUAUUUGUAGCUGGUAUAUUUGCAGCAAGUUUAGGAACUGUUGCAUCAGCAUUAAACUCACUUUCUGCAGUUACCUGUGAGGAUUUACUUGUAAACGGUAUGAACAUUAAGAUUACACCCGACAAAGGCGCACUAUAUGCUAAGUGGAUGUCCUUAGGGUUUGGCAUACUUUCAUUUGGUUUGGUGUUCAUAGUGGAGAGGCUCGGCGGUGUUUUACAAGCCACACUAACACUAAAUGGAUUAAUCGGUGGUGUCACUUUGGGGCUUUUUGUAUUAGGCAUUGCUUUCAAGAAAGCUAACACCCGCGGCGCAUUUUAUGGUGGCCUGUUAUCAUUAGCCGUUGUCAUAUUUAUUGGUGUAGUUGCGCAAAUUGCCAAUGUUGAACCAGAGGCUCUACCAUUAUCACUUGAUAAAUGCGAUUGCCAUAUAAAUGCUACAGAAACAAUUGUAAAUGUUGUGAAUAUCAAUCAAGAAGCAGGAUUUACUUCUUGGCCAAUUUUUAGACUCAGUUAUAUGUGGUACUCUAUGAUUGGCACGCUGCUUACAGUCUUUCUUGGUCUACUCAUAUCAGUCAUAAUAAAUACUAUACAAAAAUAUAAGAUACUUAAAAUAAAUGCUGCAAAUAACAAUAACAAUGUAGUUGAUGCUGUCUGGAAGCCACAGUACCCAUCUGAUGUUGAUCUUAAAAUUCCUAAUGCACUUUAUAGCUCAUGCGACAAAUUGGGCCACACUAAUCAUGCCAUUCGAAUGGAUGAUGAAUAAAAUCUAUUUUCCUCGCGAAACUUAAUGUACAAAUUUUCUAGAAUUAAAUUUUAUUAACAAUUAGUUAACAUAUUGAAUAUUUUAAUCAUUUGUUAUGUUCUUUGUAAAUAUUCCAACUCAUUCACCACGUGAUAUUCUACUAAUUAUAAUAAUAUUAUAUAUAAGUUGAUAGUUUAAAUUUUUGAAGUUUUCAUAGUAAAUAGUAUUUUUAAGUAGUAAAGCAACAGUAUUUAUCUUUUCACAAUGAUAUGUAUGCAUGUAUGUAAAUAUUUAUAAAAAUAUAUGUUAAUUUUAUAUAAUCAUUAUAUAAUUAUAUAAAGUAAAAAACAUUUGACAAUUAAACGAGCAUGA
Molecule: messenger RNA, 2941 nt
Organism: Teleopsis dalmanni
Lineage: Eukaryota; Metazoa; Arthropoda; Insecta; Diptera; Diopsidae
Product: sodium-coupled monocarboxylate transporter 1-like
Exons: 8
Coding region: 554-2590 (678 amino acids)
Biological process (GO): transmembrane transport; sodium ion transport
Cellular component (GO): membrane
Molecular function (GO): symporter activity
Source: RefSeq, a predicted model, not a curated record